This is a messenger RNA of Wallemia mellicola CBS 633.66, 150 nucleotides long. RefSeq lists its product as hypothetical. Bases 1 to 150 code for a protein of 49 amino acids. The record is from RefSeq and is a predicted model, not a curated record. NCBI's taxonomy places the organism in Eukaryota, Fungi, Basidiomycota, Wallemiomycetes, Wallemiales, Wallemiaceae. The transcript is spliced from 2 exons.
AUGACGAAUGAUGAAAUAAAGAUGAACACCCAGCUUCAGCACAAAUGGCAGCUUGUCCGAAAUCAAAGAGAUAAUUUCUCAAAUGGAGGAGAUCCUGAAGAUGAUGUAUCCUUGUUAACGCCCUUUCCAUACAGAGUUGGUUUAUUCUAG